AUGAUGGAAAGGGAGCAGUUCACGCCUUAUUCUAUGGGGCAGCCAGCCGUUGCUCCUAUAGCACCACGGCCACCACCUCCUCCUCAAGCUACCGUAAUCUAUACGGAUAUUCCGCCCGGGACGGAAAUCGUAGAGGGCGAAAUCGAAUGCACCCCCUACAUGUGCACAAAUCGCAUCCAAUUACUUCGUUGGUUCCAGCUGGCAGCUCUAUUCACCCUUCAAUGGCUCGUCCAAAUCGUUUGCGGCAACGACGCGUGCACGAUGAUUAUGAACGUUUUUGGGUAUAUCGCUCUUGGGCAGGCGUUUGUGCUGAUCAUUUUUCUCUGGAUGGCCGUUCUUUUGGUUCCUAUAAUGUGCCUCUACGCUAUGAAUGGCCAUCGAUGGAUACCAGGAGUCAUGAAUGGAUUGGAAAAAGUCUACGCAUUUUCCGGAAUCGCCCUGUUUCCAAUUGCCGGAAUCCUUGGUGCCUGGAUGGCCGCACUGACCGUUAAUGAGGAAUAUAACUACCAAGGACGUGGCUACGCGCAUAUUCGACCUCAAUGGAUUGCGGCUGCCGUCAUUGAAUUCUUGAUGGUUCCGAUCUACGUCAUCGAUCUAUUGUGGCAAAGAAGAGAGCAUUUCCCAUUCUCGGUGAAGGAUUACAGCAAGGUGACGCAACGACCGGCCGAUUCGAUAAAUCCAAAUCCGCCACGAUAUGACUACGACCCGAACCGUUAUAAUGACUAUUUG
Mesorhabditis spiculigera is the source of this 729-nucleotide messenger RNA. The record is from the annotation of a GenBank genome assembly. NCBI's taxonomy places the organism in Eukaryota, Metazoa, Nematoda, Chromadorea, Rhabditida, Rhabditidae.